CCAAACCCAAACCCAAACCCAAACCCAAACCCAAACCCAAACCCAAACCCAAACCCAAACCCAAACCCAAACCCAAACCCAAACCCAAACCCAAACCCAAACCCAAACCCAAACCCAAACCCAAACCCAAACCCAAACCCAAACCCAAACCCAAACCCAAACCCAAACCCAAACCCAAACCCAAACCCAAACCCAAACCCAAACCCAAACCCAAACCCAAACCCAAACCCAAACCCAAACCCAAACCCAAACCCAAACCCAAACCCAAACCCAAACCCAAACCCAAACCCAAACCCAAACCCAAACCCAAACCCAAACCCAAACCCAAACCCAAACCCAAACCCAAACCCAAACCCAAACCCAACCCAAACCCAAACCCAAACCCAAACCCAAACCCAAACCCAAACCCAAACCCAAACCCAAACCCAAACCCAAACCCAAACCCAAACCCAAACCCAAACCCAAACCCAAACCCAAUUGAAGAAAUUAUUGUGGAAAUUUAUAAAUAUGUAUCCCAUUCGGAUAUCAUCCACAAAAUGUCAAAAGUAGCUUCUGAGUGGAGAAGUGCUGUUUUUAAAGUAAAAUCAUUGGAACUUUUAGUUUCCGAUAGAAAAUUCACAACCGAAACAUUACAUUCUAUAUUUUACAGUCCACUUUUAAGUAAUGUAGUUCUACUCUCUUUGGAAAAUUGUGGAUUGACUGAUUCUGAUAUUAAAAUGCUAUGUGAAAGUUGUAAUGACGGAAAUUUUAGAAAUUUAAAAGAUUUAUUGAUUGGAAGCAAUCCUAUUUCAAUCAAUUCGGUUAUUGCCAUUCAUAAUAGUGAAUUGGUGAAUAUUUUAAAACAAUUGUAUUUUGAAGAUACACUAAUUACUGUAGAUGGCAUGAAAGAGUUCAUUCAUCAAGCUGAAUCACAUAAGAAAGUGGUAUGGCUUUAUUCGAUUGGAUAUUUUUUAAGUAUGGAAGGGAAUAAUGAAGAAAGUUUGGAAUAUUAUAAAAUGGCAGCCGAGUUGGGAGAUGUAGAUUCAUUCUAUGAACUGGGCGUAGCGUAUAGCAUGCAAGAUAUUGAGCAGAGUAAAUAUUGGCAUGAAAAAGCUGUUAAACAAGGACAUCAAAAUGCUACAGCUUCUCUUGCAGAGAUUUAUCUUAAAAAGGGAGAUUAUAAGCAAGCUUUUGAGUUUUUUUCACAAGCAGGUGAAAAAGGAUGUGCUUAUUCAAUGAAAAAUAUUGCGUUCAUGUAUGAAAAUGGACAAUAUGUAGAACAAGAUUAUUCAAAAUCAAAGAAAUGGCUUCUGAAAUCAACUGCAUUUGGAGAUAUAGCUUUACACGAGUUGGGAAUGAGAUAUUUGAAUGGUAGCUUUGGAUUUGAAAAAAAUUUGCAGAAAGCCAUUAGAUACUUUCAAUCCCAAUACCAUCCAAGUGAGUCAAGCUAUCAACUGGCACUCAUGUAUUUGGAAGGUAAUGAAUAUAUUCAAAAAGAUGCUUUGAAAGCAAUUGAAAUAUUGGAAAAAGCUUAUGAUACGAAUGCAGCAUUGCUACUAGGAUCAAUAUAUGCUAAGGGAGUCGAAGGAGUAGUUCCAAAAGAUAUUAAAAAGGCAAUUGAAGCCUAUUACAGAGCCUAUAAUAAUCCAGAAGGAGCCCUACAGAUUGGAAUAUUAUAUUUGGAAAAGUUCAAAACAGAGGAAUCAUAUUUCCAUUAUAUGGCUAAAGGAAAAUUUGAAGAAGCAGCCAAUGCAGGAUCGGUAGAAGCCAUGUUUAGGUUAGCAGAGCUUUUGAAAACAACUUUCAAAGAUUUAGAUGAAUCAGACCGAAAUUACUCUAUGGCAGCUAGUAACAAUCAUGUUAUAGCUCAAUAUCAACUAGCUCUGUAUCACAAAGAGGGUAUUAGAAAUUUUGAGAAGAAUCCUGAAAAGGCUAAAUAUUAUUUUGAACAAGCAGCUAAUCAAGGACAUUCUGGAGCACAAUAUGAGUUGGCUGUAAUAUUAUCCCCAGAAAAUUACGAACAAUCUUUAAAACUAUUGAAUUUGUCAAUUGAGCAAGGCAACAGUUUUGCAAUGGACAUGUUGGCAAAAUGGUACUUAAAAGGCACUGGUGUGGGAAAAGAUGAAAAGAGAGCUGUCGAAUUAUUAGAAAAGUCAUGUGAAAUUGGAGGUUGCUCCAAUAGCUAUUAUGAACUCUCCUUACUUUAUGAAGCUGGAUUAGGUUGUGAGGUCAAUAAGGAAAGAGCUGCAGAAUUGAAAGGAAAGGCAAUUGAAUUGGGAGAAGCGAGAUCUCUAAUUGAUCAAUUCUUCUUUUUCGAAGAUGCUUAAUGAAUUACGAUCAUUUUUUAU
Naegleria gruberi is the source of this 2327-nucleotide messenger RNA. Its product is annotated as SEL1 repeat domain-containing protein. Lineage: Eukaryota; Heterolobosea; Eutetramitea; Acrasida; Naegleriidae. Gene Ontology annotation, molecular function: protein binding. The transcript has 2 exons. The record is from RefSeq and is a predicted model, not a curated record. The coding region runs from base 537 to 2306 and encodes 589 amino acids.